This is a messenger RNA of Carassius gibelio (silver crucian carp), 3928 nucleotides long. Its product is annotated as netrin-G2-like. Lineage: Eukaryota; Metazoa; Chordata; Actinopteri; Cypriniformes; Cyprinidae. Bases 980 to 2578 code for a protein of 532 amino acids. The transcript has 8 exons. The record is from RefSeq and is a predicted model, not a curated record.
AGCCUCUGAUCUGUCUCUUUAAGCGGGGCGGACUGCCUCAACUGCUGCUGGGACGGUUCUCUUCAAGCCCCUAGAUAAACUUCUGCUCCACACUAGUUAGACUGCACAAGGCAGGCAGGUUGCAGAGGCUAAAAGUAUUUUCAUCGAGGUUUCCAAAGAGGAAUGAAAGUCAGAUAUUGCGUUGCGCAAAUAGAUAGCUACAGAUAAGGCAGAGUGAAUGGAGCAGGAGCGGGGAUGGAAUAAGACAGGAUGGGAACGGGAGGUGGAGUAUUCUGAAGUCUGUCCUUGAGCGCACAGGACAGAGGCAUCAAUGAAGGCAGGGACAGGAACCGAAACUUUAAAUGCACGAUUUUCAGGCAAUACUUGAUUCGAUUCGGAGGAGUCUGGAUGUAGGGCAUCUAUCUAGAAUGCUUUCCAACAAACUACGCGGCAGCAGAAGAAAGCUCGAAGGAGAAAGCGUUUGCUCUGAUUUAUGGAGCGGAGUAACGUGUGCAUGUGUUUCUCAUCCAUCUCAAGUGAUAUGGCAGGGAACUGACUGAGGGAGAGAGUUUACACUGAAGAAAUUCAUCUGGGAGCCGUAAAAGGUGCUGAGCUCUGGAACCGAGGAAAGGUUACUCAGGCAACCCAUCAGAAAUGAUACAGCUCAUCUCAUCUCACAUGAAUCUUAGUCUGGACUCUGACACCAGGCACCUUCUGAUUGCAUAUGAACCACUAAAUGCACUCCAUGUCUCUGAACUGAAGUAACAUUCAUCCCUGGACUUGAAUUCAGUUGUCAUGUAUAGAAAUUGAACUUUGAGUUCUGAAGAUGUCACAAUAGAUCUAAAAAAUAACACCUCAGUGUGAACAGGUUUUACAUUAAGUCACAGUUUUCCACCGAGGACCAGACUUUGCCCUUUUGGAUGGAUAUUGGAAAUUUCGCAAUCUAAUUAAAUUCCAUGCUGAUACACCUAAUAGCUGUGGCGCCCCUUGCCUUUCUCUCAUGCCCAUGGACCCAUCCAGUGCCAUGCUCUCACAGGCGCUCCUGCUCUUACAGUGCAUUAUUCUGACUCUCGGCCAGUACGAUAUCUGUAAGUCGCUGGUCAGCACAGACGAUGGACCAACAUGGGAAUAUUACGCUUGCCAGCCCAAACCCAUGUCCAUGAAGGAGUACAUGCAGAUUAGAGUGGAGCCUCCCGAUAUCACAUGUGGGAAUCCACCGGAGAGGUUCUGCACUCUGGAAAACCCAUACCUGUGCAGUGACGAAUGCGAUGCCUCCACCAAAGAACUUGCCCAUCCUCCAGAGCUGAUGCAAGACCCUGAGCGAACUGGACUCAUCACGUACUGGCAGACUGUAACAUGGAGUCGUUUUCCUGAGCCUCUUCAGGCCAACAUAUCCUUAUCCUGGAACAAAAGCCUGGAGUUAACAGAUGACAUCCAGAUAACCUUUGAGUAUGGACGGCCCACAAUAAUGGUGCUGGACAAGUCCCUGAAUUAUGGACGAACCUGGCAGCCUUAUCAGUACUAUGCCGAUGACUGCAUGGACGGCUUCGGGAUGUUGCCAAAGAGGGUGCAGGAUCUGUCGGCCACGAACGUGACUAGAGUCAUAUGUACAGAGCAAUACUCUCGCUGGGUCGGUUCCAAGAAUGAGAAGAAUGUGCGGUUUGAGGUCCGGGAACGCUUUGCCAUAUUCGCUGGGACAAAAUUACAAAACAUGGACAACUUAUACACGCGCAUGGAGAGUAUGAAAGGCCUGCGAGACUUUUUCACCUUCACAAACCUACGCCUUCGGCUGCUGAGACCGGCGCUUGGAGGAACAUACGUACAAAGAGACAACCUGCUCAAGUACUUUUACGCCAUCUCCAAUAUCGACAUACCAGCAAGAUGUAAGUGUAACCUCCACGCCGGUCAGUGCUCCCUCCGUGACGGGACCCUUCAGUGCGACUGUGAGCACAACACCACUGGACAAGACUGUUCGGCAUGCGAGAGAGGAUUCAAAGCCAAGUCCUGGAAGCCUGGCUCAUUCCUGCCCACCCCGAACGGCUCCCCAAACAUUUGUGAGGCGUCGGGAACGUCUGACAACUGUGAGUGCAACGGUCACUCAAAUCGCUGCAGUUACAUUGAUUUCAUCAACAUUGUGACUUGUGUGAGCUGCAAACACAACACUAGAGGGCAGAACUGUCAGCACUGCCGCCUCGGAUACUUCCGGAAUGCUUCCGCCGAGCUGGACGAUGAGAAUGUUUGCAUAGAAUGUAACUGUAAUCAGCUGGGCUCUCUACACGCCCGGUGCAAUGACACAGGCUUCUGCCAGUGUAGAGAGGGCACCACGGGCCAGAAGUGUGAGGACUGCCUGUCUGGAUAUACCUGGAAGCAAGGAUGCAUGCCAAACGUGUGCGAUGACGAGUUCCUCCUGUGUCAGAACGGUGGCUCCUGUAUCCAGAACCAGAAGUGCAUGUGUCCACCCAGCUUUAGGGGUGUUUUGUGCGAGCAGCCACGCUGCCAGGGUGAGAAAGGGUGCGAUGGCGCAUCAGCCUGCUACCUCAGCACACUGACGCUGCUGCUCUGCCUUCUAGCCAACAGCCUGCUUAAAGCCAGCGCCUAGAAACCCAUCUUAGUUCUGAUACCAAUUCUAGUCUACGCAGGCCAAAGGGCUGAUCCCUGCGAACGGAGAGAGAGUGGCCUGAACCCAUACAGGCCCAGCCUCACGGUGCCGAAAUCUUUUUUGGAAAUGACGGUGGCUGCGCUGAGGUCAGAACGCCUUCAUGAGACCAGCAGUUUAUUGCUUGUCUACUAGCAUCACUGAUCGCCUGAACUUUAUACCAAAAACAGAUUCAAAAGAACUUAAGUUCAGUUUCAACUCACUCUAAAGAAAGUGGAGAAAUAUAUAGAUGUGUUUUCCUUUCCUUUGCAUUUCUACAUUUCUCUGUAGUUUUGAAGCUCACUGAGGUACAAGCACUGCAUUUAGCCAGCUUGUUUUACAUACAACAAACAGUCGAUAUCACGGAAGCCUACUUAUGCCAAGUUAUUCUUCUCUUGAAGACUUGUUUUUACAUUUCAUUGCUGCAUUGUUCUUGCAUCUUAUUGCCAUUGAGGUUGUAACAAGUAAAUGAAAACCAUUGGAAAAGAUGUUUAAUUGCUGUCCCGCUUGUAUGAAGAAUGAACGUCUCUAGCUUGUGUUUGAAAUUACGUUUAUGGAAUGUAGAAAGAGGUUUUAAAUUGUCACACUGAACAAAUAUACAUAUAUUGGUCUAUCUGAAAGGAAAUAUGAAGUAUUGUAUAUUUCGAUUAUUUCGAUAUUUUUUUGUAGAAAUGGUUAUUUUUGUUGAGUAAAUGUUACCAUUGUAAAGACAUUGCAGCCUUUAUUGCAGUUCAUAUGGUAUUCACACCAUGGUAAAACUAUUUGAUCCAGCAGAGUGCAUCUCUAAUAUAUUUGGAAUAUUUCUCCAUCCAUAUCAUUACAUUUAAAUAAAGCAUAAACGCUUUAUAACAUGCACAGCUUUAGCGCAAUGUAACCCCCCACAUCAUCUUGUUACUGGCAUGUAUUCAUCAGUGCAGAUAUGACCGUAAAGGACUCCUCAUUAACACACUUUUGUGAUGAUACCAGUGAUAUAAGUACAUAAAGCACAAAGCCCCACGAACCCCAAAUAAAUAAGUUACGAAGCACAGAAAAAAAAUGCAUUGUUAAAUCAGCACAAAUAGAAUGGCCAUUCAUAUUAACAAUUAAAAUACAUAAUGAAAGUCAGCACACUGUAUAUCAUGCAAUCAGGUUAUUUGUCAAAUAAUUUUAAUUUCCUUGCGUGUCUCAAAGAAAUGCCAAAAUCUUUAACGGCUCACGGGCUUUUUGAUGUAUUUCACAUUUACAAAUGCUUUACAUUCAUGAAGAGCCUGGGUAAAUAAAAUACUAUUAAUACAUAUUAUAAAUGAAUAAAACCUGACAAUCAGAAAGCACAAA